Molecule: messenger RNA, 1067 nt
Organism: Acromyrmex echinatior (Panamanian leafcutter ant)
Lineage: Eukaryota; Metazoa; Arthropoda; Insecta; Hymenoptera; Formicidae
Product: sodium channel protein Nach-like
Biological process (GO): sodium ion transmembrane transport
Cellular component (GO): plasma membrane
Molecular function (GO): ligand-gated sodium channel activity
Source: RefSeq, a predicted model, not a curated record
UUCUCAAAGACCUUGGUUUGAGAGAAUUAUGUGGGUUAUUAUACAUUGCAUAAUUAUAUCUGUUCUGGUGAGUAUGGUUUAUACUUCCUAUCAAGAAUUUGAGUCACAACCUUUAGUAACUUCCAUGGAUGCAAAUAUUAAAACGGCUAAGAUAUUCUUUCCAGGAAUUGCUAUCUGCUCCAUUAAUAGAAUUAGCUUGCAAUCGGCGAAAAAACUGGCGACCAAUAUUUCUAAUGCAAAAAUCACGGACCGAUCAGUCGAUGAAAUUCUCAAUUUGAUAAUGCAGCUGGGCAAUCUCUACGUUUCUAUGAUGGUCAUAGAUAAUAGUAAUGAUGUGGAAUUAGAUAAACUAUUAACAACUUAUUAUAACGGGUCUUAUGAUGUCACUCAAAUAAUGAAAACUCUGACGCCACAAUGUUCGACGAUAUUAUUGAAAUGUAUAUUGCAUGGAAUCGACAGAAAUUGCUCAGAACUUUUUGAGUUUCGCAAAACGCAGGACGGAUACUGUUGCACCUUCAAUUACGUGCGUGAAAGCGACGACAUUCCCGAUCUGAACAAUAUGAUUAAACUGACGAGAGAUCAGGAACGAGUGGAGACUCUCGGAAUAGAAAACGGUUUAUCAGUCUUAAUGGAUCCACUUUUGGAUGACAAUUUCUAUUCAAUAUUGCCCUUUAGGGGUUGGAAAGUGACUGUGUUCAAUCCUACUGAUUAUCCGGAUAUGACCAGUGGUGGUGUCACGGAGGUGUUCGCAAUACCUCAAUACGAAACAUAUCUGAAUGUGGAAGCAACGCUCUUUAGUAGUAGUCAGACCAUUAUAAAUUUACCCAGAAAUAAACGUAACUGCUUAUUUUCAGAUGAAACAGUUUUUUCAAAUAUUACGAUGUAUACUUAUAGUGAUUGUAUCGUCGAUUGUAAGAUUAAUGACAUACAGAAGUUCUGUGGAUGCAGACCGUUUAUUUAUCCACGUCGUGGCAAGAAAGAUUGUUAGUAAAAACAUGUUAAUUUAUUCAAUUGUUUAUGCUUCCAACAAUUGUUGACCUUGAUCCUCAAAAAUCGAAAAGUCUAAA